Theobroma umbraticum is the source of this 2475-nucleotide messenger RNA. Its product is annotated as rhamnogalacturonan I rhamnosyltransferase 1-like. NCBI's taxonomy places the organism in Eukaryota, Viridiplantae, Streptophyta, Magnoliopsida, Malvales, Malvaceae. The record is from RefSeq and is a predicted model, not a curated record. Gene Ontology annotation, cellular component: cytoplasm.
CCCCCGCCCCCUUCUCUUUCUCUCAAGCUCGAAACUUUGGUUUCUUUCUCAGCUGUUCACCGGCGACGUCCUCGCCGGGAUCUGGUUGGGAAAUCUCCCCGGGAAAACAAGAACCCCUUUUGAGCUUUCCCUUUUAGCAUUCUCUCAUAAGCUAAAGAAACACACUUUUUUGGUCAUUUUAAAAGACCCUUUUUUUUUAUAAGAGCUAGUGGAGAUUUAGUUGAAACUGAAUCAUAUCAAUUCCGGGUUUUGCUUAUUUUGAUAAUGUAUGUGGAGAGUUUAUAAUGUUUCCGCCAAAAAAGUGGUUUUUUUAAUCUGGGUCUGUUUUGGUUUUGGUGAGCUUGGUGGAGCUGUUGUUGUUUCUCGGUGACGAAAAGUUUAGGUGUUUCUAUGAAGCUGAGGCUUUGAUUUUUUAAAUGCAAAAGUUUUGGUCAUCAAGGGAAGUUUAGAGUUUCAAGGAGCUGGUGAUUAAGUUAAUUAAAGUUUUCAGGAAUCACCUUAUCUUGUGUGGGAAAUAACCUCUUUUUUUUUUUUUGCCUUGUUUUGUACUGGGAGGAUAAACCAAGUUUCAGAGUUUUUGCAUUAUAUUAAUUAAAGCUUGAACUUUUGGAUCAAGUGAGGAACUUUUACUAAAUUGUUUUUUGUGGAGUUGAGAUUGAGGUGAAAGGAGGGGAAUGGUAAGUUACAAUGUGUAGGGUAGACGAGACAAGUGGAAAGUGUGAUUACAGGAAACAGUGGGAAAUCAAAAUGAAGAUUUUUGGAGAAGGGAAAGUGGAGAAGUUGAAGAAUUCAAUGGUUUCAAGGUCUAGAAUGAAGCUAUGGAUGAUCAGGGCGAUGACCACAAUAUUGUUAUGGACUUGUUUUGCUCAGUUGAUGACACUGGGGGAGAUGUUUGGUCCAAGAUUGUUGAAAGGUUGGCCUUCUUGUUUCAGCCAUACUGAGUUGCCUUUGGUUGCUGAAUUGUCUUCUAUUCCACCAAAAGUCAUUCUUCCACCAAAAAGGGUAUAUAAGAAUAAUGGUUAUCUAAUGGUUUCCUGCAAUGGAGGACUUAACCAAAUGCGAGCAGCGAUAUGUGACAUGGUUGCCAUUGCCAGAUAUUUGAAUGUCACUCUCAUUGUCCCUGAACUAGAUAAAACCUCAUUCUGGAAUGAUCCUAGUGAGUUUCAGGACAUUUUUGAUGUUGAUUACUUCAUCACUUCCUUGAGAGAUGAGGUUCGCAUAUUGAAGGAAUUACCACCUCGAGUUCAGCAAAGAGUUGAUCAAGGACUGUUCCUCUCUAUGCAACCCAUUAGUUGGUCUGAUAUUUCUUAUUAUGUUCAUCAGAUUCUUCCUUUAGUGCAAAAGCACAAAGUUGUGGAGUUGAAUAAAACUGAUGCUCGGCUUGCUAAUAAUGAACUACCGCCUGAGAUUCAGAAGUUGCGUUGCCGUGUAAAUUUUAAUGCACUGAGAUUUACUUCCCAAAUAGAGGAAUUGGGUAGAAGGGUUGUCAAGAUUUUAAGGGAAAAAGGCCCUUUUCUUGUCCUUCAUCUCAGAUAUGAAAUGGACAUGUUGGCUUUUUCCGGAUGCACUCAUGGUUGCAACAGUGAGGAAGAGGAAGAACUUACAAGAAUGAGGUAUGCUUAUCCCUGGUGGAAGGAAAAGGUUAUAAAUUCAGAAAUGAAAAGGAAAGAAGGUUUGUGCCCUUUGACACCUGAAGAAACUGCUCUAGUUUUAAAAGCAUUGGGUAUUGAUCGGAAUGUUCAAAUCUACAUUGCUGCCGGAGAAAUUUAUGGUGGUGAAAGAAGAAUGGCGCCUAUGGCAGAAGCUUUUCCUAAUUUGGUCAGAAAGGAGACUCUGCUAAGACCAUCAGACUUGAAAUUCUUCCAAAACCACUCAUCCCAAAUGGCUGCAUUGGAUUAUCUAGUCUCUUUAGAAAGUGAUAUUUUUGUUCCUACAUAUGAUGGAAACAUGGCCAAAGUCGUUGAAGGCCAUCGGAGAUUCUUGGGAUUCAAGAAAACUAUCUUGCUAGAGAGAAAGCUUUUGGUCAAUUUAAUAGAUCAAUACCAGAAUGGAUCAUUAAGCUGGGAUGAGUUCGCAUCAACCGUGAAGGAAGUUCAUGCUGAUAGAAUGGGAAGCCCUAAGAAAAGGAAUGUCCUUCCAGAUAGACCGAAAGAAGAAGAUUACUUUUAUUCUAAUCCACACGAAUGUCUACAACUGUUAGAUGAACCUUUGAGAAGUACAUGAUCCAAAUCAUGCCGGUUAGAUGAUUAUCUUCAAUCACACUCUGUACUUAAUACAUAUUUAUCAGACAUCGGUCUACUUGUGCACACAUAACUAGCUUUUGGGGACCAAUUCAGGCCUUGAGCCCGGAUUUCUUCAGAACCACCCCUAGAAUAUUUAUAAUCAUUUACAUUCUUGAAUAAUAACAUUCAUGUAUAGAGUGAAAAAAAAAAAAUUACCCUUUGCAAUUUGCAGGCCUAAGAUCAGUUUGCAGCA